UCGCGCUGGCUCAGAAUCGCAGAAUCGCCAUUGUUGAGGCUCGCGCAGUGAUGAGCAGCGUUAGCAGCGUAGCUUCCGCCGUCAAACCGACAUCUACAUGUUAUCAGUCGCGAGACGGAGCCUCGAGCUGCCGAGUGGACUGCGUUUUGUGUUGUUUUUUUUUUAUUUUUCACGUUUAUUUUGUCAUUUCGACGUUCCCCGAGGCGACAUGAGAGCUUGUGAGUGUCCGGACUGAGUCGUUAGUUUGACACCUGGAUCAGAAACCGUCUGUUUCUGCCGUCGUGACUGAAAACGGGUGGGAAAGAAAAACAGCGAUACAUCCAAAUUUUUGCAGAAAUUCCCAGAAAGGCCAUUCCGCUUGAGGGUUUUGGAGUUUGAAGGGGAUGUGUUCAAGGCAAGAGAGGAUUCAAAAAGACGUCGACAUCGUAAUACAGAGGUGCCAGGCGGAGAAAGGCUGCCUUUUCUCGGAUUUUCGAUUCACUGACGCCACGUUUACGUUCAGCUACUCGAAAGGAUCGAAAAGUGUGUCCUACUCUGUACAUGUCUCUGAUGAUUAUCCAGACAACACAUACGUCUCAAACUCUGAGAACAACGAUGAUGUAUUAGUAACAAGAGAUCCCAUACCAGUUAUUUUCCAUAGAAUUGCAACAGAGAUAAGGACAGCUAACGAUGACAGUUGUCUUUCCAUUAAGUCAAAGCUUCAAAUUGACAAAAACCCGUGCCAUUACACUGUAGAAGAGGAUUCAGAGGGAGAUAAUGACUCUGAAGAGUUCUACUAUGGUGGACAGGUGAAUUAUGAUGGGGAACUUCACAAACACCCACAGCUGGAGGCCGACCUGGUAGCCGUGAGGGAGUUAUAUGGCCAUCAUGCAGUAUCUCUCAGGGAAUAUGGUGCAAUCGAUGAUGUAGACAUUGAUCUACACAUUGAUGUCAGUUUCCUCGAUGAGGAAAUUGCCCUUGCCUGGGAUGUGGUCAGGACUGAACCUGUCAUUGUACGUCUUCACUGCUCGCUCACGCAGUAUCUGAAUGGACCAGUUCCCACCGUUGAUGUAUUUCAAGUGUCCACAAAAGACAGGUUUGGCCUGGGACAUCAACUGAAAAAGAUAAUGCAGACCUUUGUCACACAGCAGUGGAAGCAUCAUACUAAAGACAAGCUUAACUGCCCACAUAGCAAAAAGCAGACAGAUAAGAAGGUGAAGUCUCCUCUGCAUAUCUUCUCAACCCUUCGCAGGUCCCCUAGCUAUCCCCCACCCGGCUGCACAAAGAACAAAAAGAAACUAAAGCACGAGCAGGAUGGUGUGUCCAAAUCUCAUCGGCUCUUGCGCCGUACAUGUUCGAGCGCAGUGAAGCCUGAGGUGGACGGCUGUUCUGGGAAGCCGCGCAAACUCCUGGGCCCUUCGCUGUCAGAGCAGACGCCUGGACUCAAACCACCCCAACAGCUCUUGCCGAGGCCUGAAGAGAGCAUGAUCUCACGGCCUCACCGACUCCUGCCACGCUCCGGCUCAGGUGAGCCUCGGUGUGAACGUAGCACAGGUGCCGACAGUAGCAGCGUUCUGAAGCCCCACCGGCUCCUUCAUCGUACCGAUGAACUGGACGGUCUCAAGCACCACCAACGGCUCCUCGGCAGGUCCUGCUCCAGCAGUGCCAAGAUCACCAAAGGCGAACUGCUCAAGGAACCGUCUGGAGAAAGUCGUCGUCUCUCGCUCACCUCAGGGCUCAUAGGCAUCCUGGCCCCGGCACUCUCUCCUGCACCUCCGCCAAACAAUGGAGCCAAAUCUAUUCCAGUCAGAGACCGUGGCUUUCUCGUCCAGACAAUGGAGUAUGCAGAGCAGAGGAUCCCAGUGCUGAAUGAAUUCUGCGUGGUCUGUGAUGAACCGCAUGUGUUUCAAAAUGGACCGAUGCUCAGGCCCACAGUGUGUGAGAGAGAGUUGUGUGUCUUCGCCUUCCAAACAUUAGGAGUCAUGAAUGAGGCUGCUGAUGAGAUCGCCACAGGUGCCCAGGUUGUUGACUUGCUGGUCUCCAUGUGUCGCUCUGCAUUGGAAUCACCGAGAAAAGUAGUCAUUUUUGAGCCAUAUCCCUCUGUAGUAGAUCCCAGUGACCCUCAGUCCUUGGCCUUCAACCCAAGGAAAAAAGACUAUGAUCGAGUAAUGAGGGCUCUCGAUAGCCUCACAUCUAUAAGAGAAAUGACCCAGGCACCAUAUUUGGAGAUAAAAAAGCAGAUGGACAGAAUUGACCCCCUGGCUCACCCACUGUUGCAAUGGGUCAUAUCUAGUAACAGGUCUCACAUAGUGAAGCUACCAGUGACCAGACAACUCAAGUUUAUGCACACCCCACACCAGUUCCUCUUACUCAGCAGCCCACCGGCCAAAGAAUCCAACUUCAGAGCUGCCAAAGGCCAUUUUGGGAGCACCUUCGCUUUCCAUGGAUCCCACAUAGAGAACUGGCACUCCAUUUUGAGGAAUGGUUUGGUUGUGGCCUCUAAGACAAAACUCCAGCUCCAUGGCGCCAUCUAUGGGAGUGGAAUUUAUCUCAGCCCACUGUCCAGCAUAUCCUUCGGCUACUCAGGGAUAAACAAAAAGCAGCAGAAAAUUGCAUCAAAAGACGAAACUGCUACAAACAAGACCAACAUUCAUCUGCAGUCGCAGAAAAAAGGUCAGCAGCCACAGUUUCUGCAGAGUCGCAAUCUGAAAUGCAUAGCCUUAUGUGAAGUUAUUACUUCGCCGGACCUUCACAAGCAUGGCGACAUCUGGGUAGUCCCAAACACCGAUCAUGUCUGCACACGAUUUUUCUUUGUCUAUGAGGAUGGACAGGUGGGGGACACAAGCAUCAACACGCAGGACCCCAGCAUCCAUCGAGAGAUCUUACGAGUCAUCGGCAACCAAACAGCCACAGGAUGAACGACUCCAAAAGCAAUACCGCUGCCUAAAACUGCCCUCCUGACUCAGAGCUGGAUAUUUGAGCAUAGGAGGUUUUAUCGUAGGUAUUUUAUUAACACAAGACAAGAGAGAAAAUAUCUACAAAAUCAGUGAGAGUUACCCAUUUACACAGUAUUUACACUGGUUAAUCACACUCUGUACAUUUGCCAGGUUUAUGAAUAAAAUAUUCAUUUUUAAAGUUUGUGGUAUGUCUCUCGGUUCAGCCGACGAUUUUUUUUUUAAGUUAAGAAAGAAAAGAUCGUUCUUUCUGUAACAUUUUAAGACUUCUGUCUGAUGUUAUUUGGCCUUUGUGGUUAUACACCAUUCUGCAUUGUUUACUAAGAAUUGGACUUUUAAAAGUACAACUUUGUACUUACCGAAGGUGUUGAUAUGCACUUUAUUUUUUCUUAAUGUAUGGUUUUAGUUCCAACUUUAUUAUAUUAAAAUGCCUUCAAAGACGGUAGGUUGCGUAUUGACUUCGGUGAUGGUGAGCAGAGCAGAGACGUUAAGAGCUGAAAGGUUGCUGUGUUUACAAAUCCCAUGUUCCUGAGCUACAUGAGUUAUUACAUGCUACCUGGAAGUAGCUGCUGGUUUACAGUUUCCAAAUAGAAGUCACAGUUUAUUCUCUCUGAUUCCACUGCGACUUUUUUCUUUUUUCAACCCGAUGACUGUGACAUUAGGUUGCCAUUUUGGUAUGAUUAUCAUGAAAAGAUGAGGUAUUUAAUAUAUAUUUGAAUGACACUGAUGGGAAAACAAAAUGCAUGUGGCUUUCCUUACAUUUUCAGUCAGUUUGUGUUCUUAGAUAUGUUAAUAGCAUUUUUAUACAAGACAAACUGGCGCCCAGUUACAAAAUGUAUUUAAAUAUUUCAGUAUAUCAUUUUGUAGAGGUGAUUUAAGAUGGAAUAAAAGCUCGCAGUGUAUUUAUGCAUUAUGGGAUCGAAAUGAGAGCGACCUCCACAAUUACUCUUAUUUCUCUGAGGCAUUGAGUUCAAACGUUGCUAACAGAAGAUCGAUGAUAAAUAAAUAAAAAAGCAUCUUUCACUGAUUCUUGAUUAAAUUCUACAUUGACCCAAUCAAAAUAAAGUGGUACAAAGGCAAUCAUUUUAUAACAUUUGUAUAAAUAUAUAAAAUGAUAGAUUUUGUGAGCUUUGGAUCUGGACUCAUGCUAUCUAUGUUCAGAUGUAAAAUAAUACAUAAGCAGGCUACUACAGUAUCUUAGUCUUAAAGUCAAAUGACCCCCGGAUAACAAUUGUUCAAAAAAUUCCAAACCGUUGAAAAUGGUUUCUUAACAAAGUGUGCUCAGUGUUUUGCUUGUAUGGUUUUGUAUAUUCCACAGAACUCUCAUGCCACUUAGCAUUUGGUGCCUUACAGUGAAGGAUUAUUGGGAAACAUAUAACAAAACUGUACAUACUGUAAAUACUGCCAGAACAACACGGAGUCCAACUAUUUUCUGUAUUCAGUUUUUACUUUUUUCUUUAGUUUGGGAACAGAUCGAGCUUUGGGUCUUUUUACAAGUUCUGGAAACAGUAGCUUAUGUACCUGUUUAUGUUCAAUAAAGUUGAAUUUACCUAUAAAUCCAAA
Messenger RNA from Tachysurus vachellii, 4496 nucleotides. It is a transcript of the gene parp8, whose product is annotated as poly (ADP-ribose) polymerase family, member 8. The record is from RefSeq and is a predicted model, not a curated record. Gene Ontology annotation, biological process: endoplasmic reticulum unfolded protein response. Gene Ontology annotation, molecular function: NAD+ poly-ADP-ribosyltransferase activity; protein serine/threonine kinase activator activity; kinase binding. The transcript has 26 exons. Gene Ontology annotation, cellular component: intracellular anatomical structure; membrane; nuclear envelope. Lineage: Eukaryota; Metazoa; Chordata; Actinopteri; Siluriformes; Bagridae. Bases 384 to 2897 code for a protein of 837 amino acids.